CCAAUUUCUGGGGUAUACACCUACAUAUAUGAAGGGGAAUCUCACCACGAUCAAUCUCUAUUCAUCCCAUCAGUACGGUUCCGCAUCUAUCUGAGUGGGGUCCGAUCUGGAGCUGCGAUCAAUUUUUUCUCGUUCACUUGCCUUUUAGUCUUAGUCUCCUUUCGAGUCAUCGAGCGACCACAAGUAUUUCAACUCAUCGGACCUCGCGGACGUCCAUCAGUACAUUAUUGACAGUAUAAUCAUCCCGCCAUCAUGGGCAUUCUCGCCUUUGUCGAAGAUAGGCCUACGCCGAAAGCAGUCUACAACUGGCGUGUAUACGCCUGCGCCUGUGUAGCAUCAUGGGCCGCAUGUAUGAUCGGAUACGACUCGGCCUUUAUCGGCACCACACUUGCUCUCCCAUCUUUCGUCGACGAGUUCGGUCUGAGUCCUGCUGAAAUGGACCCUGCCAAACUUGCGCUUACCAAAGCCAACAUCGUUUCGGUGUACCAGGCGGGAGCCUUCUUCGGAUCGUUCGGCGCCUAUGUUUCCAGUUACUACUGGGGUCGAAGGACCAGUCUGUUGAUCUGGAUCAUGGUUUUCAUCGUUGGUGCGGGCAUGAUGUUGGGCGCGAACGCAGAGAGAGGGCUCGGUCUCAUCAUUGGAGGCCGAGUACUUGCAGGACUGGGUGUAGGUGCCGCCAGUAACAUGGUUCCCAUCUACAUCUCUGAACUAGCUCCUCCUGCGAUCCGUGGCCGUCUCGUGGGCAUCUACGAGCUAGGCUGGCAGAUUGGUGGUCUUGUGGGAUUUUGGAUAAACUAUGGGUUGACUGAGACCAUGGCACCAUCACACAGCCAGUGGCUUAUCCCAUUCGCUGUUCAACUCAUUCCAGCCGGUUGUCUUCUCCUUGGAGCAAUCUGGAUGAAGGAAUCUCCCCGAUGGCUCUUCCAGAAGGGCAUGCGCGAAAAGGCUAUGGCUAACCUUUGCUGGAUCCGCAAACUCGAGCCUACCGAUAUCUACAUUGUUGAAGAAGUUGCAGCUAUCGAUGCUCAAAUUGAAUGGGACCGUGUCCACGUGGGUGUUGGCUUCUGGAAGCCGUUUGCUGCGCUCAAGGAGAGGAAGACUCAGUAUCGCUUCUUCAUUGGAGGCAUGCUUUUCCUCUGGCAAAAUGGUUCAGGUAUCAACGCGAUCAACUACUACUCGCCCACCGUCUUCAAAUCCAUCGGUAUCACUGGCACUAGCACCGGCUUCCUCACCACUGGCAUCUUUGGUGUCGUCAAAACGGUACUGACUGUGAUCUGGCUUCUCUGGCUUAUCGAUCACCUCGGCCGCACCAAACUGCUCUUGAUUGGCGCUACAGGUGGAUCUCUCUGCAUGUGGUUCAUCGGUGCCUACAUCAAGCUGGCCGGCGCAGGGUCAGGCCCUGCCAGCGCGAAUACGAAGCUCUCAUCCGGUGGAAUCGCCGCUGUGUUCUUCUUCUACCUGUGGACUGCUUUCUACACACCAUCAUGGAACGGCACACCAUGGGUCAUCAACUCGGAAAUGUACAGUCAAAACACCCGAUCUCUCGGUCAAGCUUCCGCAGCAGCCAACAACUGGUUCUGGAACUUCAUCAUUUCGAGAUUCACUCCUCAGAUGUUCAACACCAUGGAAUAUGGUGUCUACUUCUUCUUUGCAUCGCUUAUGGUGUUGUCCAUUCCGUUCAUUUACUUCUUGGUGCCCGAAACCAAGGGUAUCCCGCUCGAGCACAUGGAUGAGCUUUUCUCUUACAAGAAUGUGCGCAAGGCCCACGGAGAGAUGCUUAUCAAGUUGAGGCAGGAUGAAGAGGAGUUCCGCCACGACGCCGAGGGAGCGGGGUUAACGAUUGAGAAGACUAAGGAGGAGAGACGCGAGGAUGUGUAAAAGUGUUUGCGAAUAUUGUUCCGAAUUGUUGGAAGUAGCUCGAGUAUAUUGUCUUCAGUACCAAAGGUAGAUCAAAGAAUACAUUGAUUUCAUUGAAAUGUCGGGGUUGGCCAUUCUCAAUAAGAUCAAUCUGUCUCCACCUAUACUUUAGUAAUAGGGAGACAUUAUUUCCCCAUAUCACUGUGAAGUUGCAGUGCUAAUGGAGGGAACAUCGCAGAAGUAUUACACAACUAAACGUUCAGAGUCACUGCAUGGACUUGCCGUUCUUCGACUAGAGUCAGGUAAGGAUAUAUGGUUGAAAUUCUGCUGAGGCCUGAUUCCGAGCGCAAGAGCGGAUAUUUCUCAAUGCACGGAUAUCCUACGAUGUCAACUUGUCUUCAAACAGGAGCUGUUCGGAUAAAUUGAUUCGAGCCAGAAACAUAAUCACAGGACGAGCAGAGCCUAGCUGUGUCUGAUGUGCCUGCUCGUCAUUCACAAUUCAAAGACCUUUCAAAUCGUGGAUGAAAUUAUACCCACUGAGCGCUUCCUGCAGUUUGAAGCCCGCAAUGUAAGCGCGAAGAUCAUUUUCAACAUAGACCCUCAUGACCAAGGCCAAAAUUCCAUGAGAUUUUGUACCAAC
Periconia digitata is the source of this 2497-nucleotide messenger RNA. The record is from the annotation of a GenBank genome assembly. Lineage: Eukaryota; Fungi; Ascomycota; Dothideomycetes; Pleosporales; Periconiaceae.